CCACCAGGAGAGAGAAGGAAAACAGAGAGACAGGCACGGCACAGUACGCGUGUGGCGGGAAGCCCCCUCCCUGUUCUGUGUGGGGUUUUCAUUUAUGCAAAACACAAACCACACUCUUCACUUUCACUUUCCCGUUUUACAAUGUACAAACUAUUUACUACUCGAAACGUCGUCGUUUCAUUCCCUUGCUUCCGUUCCCUUUCUCUCUUCCUUCACACUCCUUCUCCAUCUUCUUACAUUUCUUUCCUUCCCUCUCGCUUCCUCCGAAUUAAUGGACGCGUAGAGAAGAUAUCAUGUUUUAAAGAUAGGAAAGCUUUAAGGGGGAGCAGUAAAGUGGUCAAGAAGGUCAGAGUAUCAAGUAAUGCUUUAGAUGAUAAAGAUCUUUCUCACAUAUUAUGGUGGAAGGAGAAGUUGCAGAUGUGCAAAAAGCCCUCAACAGUGCAUCUAAUUGAAAGGCUUGAAUAUUCAAAUUUGCUUGGCAUGGAUUCUAACUUGAAAAGUGGAAGCCUGAAGGAAGGAACACUUAACUGGGAAAUGUUGCAGUUCAAGUCGAAAUUCCCGCGUCAAAUUUUACUUUGCAGAGUUGGGGACUUCUAUGAAGCUGUUGGAAUAGAUGCUUGUAUUCUUGUUGAAUAUGCGGGUUUAAAUCCCUUUGGCGGUCUGCGAACAGAUAGCAUCCCCAGAGCUGGUUGCCCUGUUGUGAAUCUUCGACAAACUUUGGAUGAUCUUACACAUAAUGGUUAUUCUGUGUGCAUUGUGGAGGAAGUUCAGGGCCCAGCUCAAGCUCGAUCCAGGAAACGCCGUUUUAUAUCUGGGCAUGCUCAUCCAGGAAAUCCCUAUGUAUAUGGACUUGUUGGGGUUGAUCACGAUCUUGACUUUCCCGAACCUAUGCCUGUAGUAGGCAUUUCUCAUACGGCAAGGGGCUAUUGCAUUAAUAUGGUCCUAGAGACCAUGAAGACAUAUUCUUCAGAAGACUGCUUGACAGAAGAAGCAGUUGUUACCAAGCUUCGAACUUGUCAUUACCAUCACUUAUUUCUGCAUACAUCUUUGAGGAGGAAUUCUUGUGGAACGUCUAGUUGGGGAGAAUUUGGUGAAGGGGGCCUCUUGUGGGGAGAAUGUAGAUCCAGACACUUUGAAUGGUUUGAUGGCAACCCUAUUUCUGAUCUUUUGGUCAAGGUAAAAGAGCUUUAUGGUCUUGAUCACGAUGUUAUGUUUCGGAACGUAACAGUGUCUUCGGGAAAUAGGGCUCAACCUUUAACUCUUGGAACAUCUACUCAAAUUGGUGUCAUUCCUACAGAUGGAAUACCAUCUUUGUUGAAGGUCUUACUUCCACCACAUUGCACUGGAUUACCAAUACUGUAUGUUAGGGAUCUUCUUUUGAACCCUCCUUCCUAUGAGAUUGCAUCCAAAAUUCAAGCAACAUGUAAACUUAUGAGCAGUGCAACAUGUUCAAUUCCAGAAUUUACAUGUGUCUCUUCAGCUAAGAUUGUAAAGCUACUUGAAUGGAAGGAGGCCAAUCAUAUUGAACUUUGUAGAAUAAAGAAUGUUCUUGAUGAAAUUUUGCACAUGUACAGAACCUCUGAGCUCCAAGAAAUAUUGGAACAUUUAAUUGGUCCCACAUGGGUGGCUACUGGGUUAGAAAUUGACUUCAAAACCUUGGUUGCUGGAUGUGAAGUCGCGUCAGGUAAGAUUGACGAAAUAAUAUCUCUGGAUGGUGAGGAAGAUCAGACAGUCAGCUCCUUCGCAGUUAUUCCCGAUGAAUUUUUCGAGGAUAUGGAGUCUGUAUGGAAAGGUCGAAUAAAAGCAAUCCACAUAAAUGAUGUACUUACUUCUGUGGACGAAGCAGCCAAGGCCUUGCAUUUAGCAGUUACUGAAGAUUUCACUCCUGUAGUUUCUAGAAUAAAAGCUUCCAUAUCUCCACUUAAAGCUCCUAAGGGAGAAAUAUCUUAUUGUCGGGAGCAGGAGGCAGUGUGGUUCAAGGGUAAACGCUUUAUACCGAAUAUAUGGACUGGUAGCCCCGGAGAGGAACACAUUAAACAACUUAAGCAUGCUUUAGAUUCUAAAGGCAGAAAGGUAGGCGAGGAAUGGUUUACCACUGUGAAGGUGGAUGAUGCAUUAUCAAGGUACCAUGAAGCAAAUGCCAAGGCAAAAACUAGAGUUUUAGAACUUCUAAGAGGACUUGCUGCUGAAUUGCAAUCCCAUAUAAACAUCAUUGUCUUUUCUUCUACAUUGCUUGUGAUUACCAAAGCUUUAUAUGCUCAUGUGAGUGAAGGGAGAAGGAGGAAAUGGGUUUUUCCUACAAUAGUAGAAUCCCAGGGGCUUGAGGAUGGGAAGCCGUUGGACAAAAACCGUGAGAUGAAGAUAGUUGGUUUAUUACCAUAUUGGUUCAACAUAGCAGAAGGAGGCGCUGUGCAUAAUACUGUUGAUAUGCAAUCAUUGUUUCUAUUGACAGGACCAAAUGGUGGUGGUAAAUCAAGUUUGCUUCGGUCAAUUUGUGCUGCUGCACUACUUGGGAUAUGUGGACUUAUGGUUCCUGCUGAAUCAGCUCUGAUUCCAUAUUUUGACUCCAUCAUGCUUCACAUGAAGUCAUAUGAUAGUCCAGCUGAUCACAAAAGUUCAUUUCAGGUGGAGAUGUCUGAACUUCGAUCCAUCAUUGCUGGAACCACCAAAAGGAGCCUUGUGCUUGUUGAUGAAAUAUGCCGAGGAACAGAAACUGCAAAAGGGACUUGUAUUGCAGGCAGCAUCAUUGAAACUCUUGAUAGUAUUGGUUGUCUAGGUAUUGUAUCUACUCACUUGCACGGAAUAUUUACCUUGCCGCUUAACAUCAAGAACACUGUUCACAAAGCAAUGGGCACCACUUGCAUUGAUGGACAAAUAAAACCUACUUGGAAGCUGACAGAUGGUAUCUGUAAAGAAAGUCUUGCUUUUGAAACUGCCAAGAGGGAAGGAAUUCCUGAGAUUGUUAUCAAAAGAGCUGAAGAUCUUUAUCUGUCAGUUUAUGCUAAGAAACUGCUUUCUGCAGAAAAUUUUGUCAAGCAGGAAGAAUUUUCUACUUACAUCCAUGUUAAUAAUUUGAACGGAACACAUCUUCAUUCCAAAAAGUUUGUAUUGGGAACUUCUAAUGAGGGAAUCUCUUUAGCUAAUUCAGUGGAAGUUUCACAUACACAAGUUGAGAGUGCAAUCACUGUAAUAUGCCAGGAUUUUGUAACGGAACUCCAAAGGAAAAAUAUGGCAUCAGAGUUUACGAAGAUAAGGUGUUUCCGAAUUGGCACUAGGGAAUGGCCACCUCCGAUGACUAUAGGCUCUUCAAGCGUCUAUGUGAUGUUAAGACCAGAUCAGAAACUCUACGUAGGAGAGACGGAUAAUCUCGAGAAUCGAAUUCGUGCACAUCGGUCGAAGGAAGGGAUGCAGGAUGCAUCAUUCGUUUAUUUUCUAGUUCCGGGAAAAAGCAUGGCAUGCCAAAUAGAAACUCUUCUCAUCAACCAACUCCCGAAUCAAGGUUUCGUAUUAAGCAAUAUUGCUGAUGGUAAACAUAGAAAUUUCGGCACAUCCAACCUGUAUGUGUAACUACAUAUCAUAAACAUUGACAAUCUUUACCUCAGAAUAUUAUUUUGGUAGGUAAAUACAACUAACGAUUUUAAUCAUCUUCUAAGCUUAGGAAGCAAAGUCUGCAGCAUUUUUGUUAGAAUUAGUUGCUGCAGGUGCGAUUAUGUCAACAUUGACAAAUGUAGAAAUUUUUGUAUUAGCUUAAUAGUUUGUAAGUACAUAUUAGUUGGUAGACUCUAUUCCUUAAAGAAUGUUGUCUAUUGUGGACUUCCCUCUCGAUUCAACAUAUUUUAAAGGGUAUUUAUUAAUACAGCUUGUUACUUGUUAGCUCCACACAACAUUCA
Messenger RNA from Cicer arietinum (chickpea), 3890 nucleotides. Its product is annotated as DNA mismatch repair protein MSH1, mitochondrial. The record is from RefSeq and is a predicted model, not a curated record. Gene Ontology annotation, molecular function: mismatched DNA binding; ATP binding. Gene Ontology annotation, biological process: mismatch repair. Lineage: Eukaryota; Viridiplantae; Streptophyta; Magnoliopsida; Fabales; Fabaceae.